CGACGAUUUUUUAUUUAUUUAUUUAUUUAUUGCAAAAUACGGAGUAGUUAUCGAUCAAACCUUCUCCAACAAGGAGUAGUUAUUAUCAUCCAAGACAUCGACCACCGCAAUCUGGCCUGAGUCAGCUUUGGCAUCUUUAUCUGAUCAAAUUCGCCCAAACGGGUUGAAUUCUCCCCCAGAAUCGGUCAUAACAGGGUACGAGCUUCACCGGACGGUUUUCUCGUUAAAAGCCUCGAUCUUUUGUCAUGGAAAUCUCCGAUCAUGAUUUCCGGCGGCAUUACGACUUCGGGUUUUGUCAUUAAUUGGUCUGGAAUCAAUCGAAUUCAUUGCCCGCGUGUUUUAUGUCGGUUUCUAACGGUGAACAUCAAUGUAGAUCGAGUCGAGAUGUCAUACAAAGCGGCGACGGCAGCAGCAACGAGGAGGCGGGCGGCGCUAGUGGCGGGGGAAUCGAUCCCAAUGAGCGAAUAGAGGGGGAUGCUAAUGUUGAUAAUAGGAAGGGUGGGAAAAAGUUCCCUCUUUUCUGGUUCAGAAAGGUGAAGAGGAGUGCGAAGAGGAGUAAGCAUAGGAGCAGCACUUCGUGUGUUCCGGGGUGCUUUGGGCUAGCGGCGCUAGGUGGCAGUGGUGGGGAUUGUUGCUUGUGCUUUAAGCCUCCGCAGACUGCAGAUUCGUCUAGCGAGUCACAGACAAGUGACCCUAACAGCCCGAACUUUAGCCGUGCGAUGCUGAGAGGCUUGAUUGAGAAGAAUGAUUUUUAUUCCAAAGAAUGCAACCCUCAUUAGGGUGUUCCAUUUGUGCCUUCUUGCACUCCUUCAAAUGUUGGCAUGUGAAAUUUGAUAAAUGAGUUUUGAAUUAUUCACUCCCACUUUGAAACUGCAGGCUUCACUCUGCAACAAUAUCUAGAAGUUCUUGAGGCUGUUUCAUCACAUCUCCAUUGCUGAACCUGACACUUUUUUGUCACCAUUUUGGGCGUUUCAUUAGACAAACGUUUAUUGGUUGUUUUGCACAGCAUUCCUUGUAUACCUAUACUGUUCAGAUCUGUCAACAUGCCUUAUGGGAAGUACAUUUAUUUGGAGCUUGUUAUUGGUCCCACUUGUUGGUUAUGUGGUUGUGUGCCCACUUGUUAUCAGUGUGAGUGUUGUACUACUAUUGCAGCAGAUUUUCUUGCCAGCUGCAACUGCCAAGUCUAGGGUUAUGCCUAUAUGAUUGUAUUGCUCAUUUGCCCAAGGACUAUGAAGUGUGAGUUCUAGUGUUGUGAUAGUGCUAUACAGAUUUUAUUAUUGUUCUCGAAAAUUGGAAAAAGCCAAUGUGAAAAUUCGAAAACUCCUAUUUUGGGGAGUUUAUGGCUGGUUAGCUUCUUGGAACACUUAUAAGCUUGAAAGGGUUGGACCAAUUGAGACACUAUCUGAUGGAGAUGGUUGGAAUGUUAGAUUACUAUUUACAUGGACCGAGGCGGUGUGCUACGGAUAAUUCUGCAUUUCUGUGUUCUGGAAAGGAACUGAGGGGCACAGAUCAACUCUGUGAUACAAUUGCAUUCUUUUGGGUGUACUCAUGACCUGGUUAAUCCAUAUUGUGUAGAAUUGGGAUCAUUACUGAUUCCAAUUUCCAGAAUUCCUGUUUAUUGUGAUUGCAUCCUUGUCUUAUUCUUUAUUUGUAAAGAUAGCUACUGUAUUUUGAUGUGUAAAUGUACACAAACAGAUUGCUUUUUGGCAAAUGAAUAAAUAUGUUGCUUUGAGAGUUUGGAGCA
Cuscuta epithymum is the source of this 1744-nucleotide messenger RNA. NCBI's taxonomy places the organism in Eukaryota, Viridiplantae, Streptophyta, Magnoliopsida, Solanales, Convolvulaceae. The record is from the annotation of a GenBank genome assembly.